GCCUCGGGACCCGCGAACCCGGCAGGCUGGCAGCGCGCUAUCUUCGCGUAGCUCUGGGCUGGCGGCCGUGGCGCCGGGCGGGUGGGUGGGAUCGUGGCGGAGUUUCAGGCGCCUGGGCAGGGGCGAGAGGACGCCAUGGCGGCUGUCGAGGCGGCAGCUUCCGCUGCCCACGCCGCGGCGAUGUGAGGGGGCCGCCUCUUCUACGACUGAGGAGGCCACGGCUGCCCAGGCCGCGGCUCCGGCAUGGCCGGGAUCAUUAAGAAGCAGAUCCUGAAACACCUGUCCCGGUUUACUAAGAAUCUUUCCCCGGACAAAAUAAACUUGAGCACCCUGAAAGGAGAGGGUCAGCUGACCAACCUAGAGCUGGAUGAAGAGGUUCUACAGAAUGUGCUGGAGCUGCCCACCUGGUUAGCCAUCACUCGGGUCUACUGCAACAGGGCCUCCAUCCGGAUCCAGUGGACAAAGUUGAAGACACACCCAAUUUGCUUGUGUCUGGAUAAAGUAGAGGUGGAGAUGAAGACCUGUGAGAAUCCUCGGCCUCCCAAUGGACAGUCUCCCAUUGCCCUUGCUUCAGGACAGAGUGAAUAUGGCUUUGCUGAAAAGGUGGUAGAAGGAAUGUUCAUCAUUGUCAAUUCCAUCACCAUCAAGAUUCAUUCUAAGGCCUUCCAUGCUUCUUUUGAAUUGUGGCAGCUCCAAGGGUAUAGCGUCAACCCCAGCUGGCAGCAGAGUGACCUACGCCUGACUCGCAUCACUGAUCCCCACCGAGGAGAGGUUUUAACAUUUAAGGAAAUAACUUGGCAAACACUUCGAAUUGAGGCAGAUGCUACAGACAAUGGUGAUCAAGACCCUGUAACCACUCCAUUGAGGCUUAUUACCAACCAAGGCAGAAUCCAAAUAGCCCUCAAGAGAAGAACCAAAGAUUGCAAUGUGAUAGCCUCCAAACUGAUGUUCCUGUUGGAUGACCUGCUCUGGGUAUUGACUGACUCACAGCUCAAGGCUAUGAUGAAGUAUGCAGAGUCGCUGAGUGAAGCCAUGGAGAAGUCAGCCCAACAAAGAAAAAGCCUGGCUCCUGAACCUAUACAGAUUACUCCACCUGCUCCCAGUGCCCAGCAGUCCUGGACCCAGGCGUUUGGUAGCAGCCAGGCCAACAGCAAUAGCAGCAGCAGCCGCCUCAGCCAAUACUUUGAGAAAUUUGAUGUGAAAGAGUCCUCCUAUCAUCUGCUCAUCUCCCGCCUGGAUCUGCACAUUUGUGAUGAUAGUCAGUCACGAGAGCCAGGUGUCUCUGCAAACAGACUCACAGGUGGUGCCAUGCAGCUUACCUUCCGCAAGAUGGCAUUUGACUAUUACCCCUUCCAUUGGACAGGUGAUAGCUGCAAACACUGGGUACGGCACUGUGAGGCCAUGGAGACUCGCAGCCAGUGGGCCCAGAAGCUGGUGAUGGAAUUUCAGAAUAAAAUGGAGAAGUGGCAUGAGGAUAUGCAUCUGAAACCACCCUGGCACCUGGGCGUAGACUCUCCCUUCCGGAGGAAAGCAGAAUCUCUCUCCAGUCCUCGAAAGAAUUCUCUUGAGAGAAACCCCUCUCAGAGUCGCCAGGCUGCCUUUUGGCCUCCAGCAUGGAAUCGCUUGCGCUCAAGCUGCAUGGUAGUACGGGUGGAUGACCUGGACAUCCACCAGGUUUCUACAGCUGGACAACCAAGUAAGAAGCCAUCUACACUCCUUUCCUGCAGUCGGAAACUCCACAACCUACCCACUCAGGUCUCUGCCAUUCAUAUUGAGUUCACAGAGUAUUACUUCCCAGAUAAUCAGGAGCUUCCAGUUCCUUGUCCCAAUCUGUACAUUCAAUUAAAUGGUCUGAUGUUUACUAUGGAUCCUGUCAGCUUGCUCUGGGGAAACCUCUUUUGCCUGGAUUUAUAUCAUAGCUUAGAGCAGUUCAAAGCUAUCUACAAGCUGGAAAAUUCAAGUCAGAAAGAUGAACACUUGGACAUCCGACUGGAUGCCUUUCGUUUGAAGGUGAGCUUUCCACUGGAGAAGAGAGAACAGGCAGAGUUGCAUCGUCCCCAGGCCCUUGUCUUCUCUGGAUUAGGCAUGAUUGCCACCAAUACACGUCAUGCCCCAAAUUGUGGCUGUUCAGACCUCCAGAAUCUUUUCCGGGGUUUUGCUGCUGCUGAGUUCUUUCAUUCCAACUAUGAUCACUUUCCUAAGGUUCCAGGUGGCUUUAGUCUUCUGCACAUGCUUUUUUUGCACCAUGCCUUCCAGAUAGAUUCCCACCUGCUUCAGUCUGGUACUAUCCCUCCCCAGAGGCCUAAGGCUUCCCAGGAUCUCUGGUCUGUCCACUUCACCCAGAUCUCCUUGGACUUUGAGGGAACAGAGAACUUCAAAGGCCACACCUUGAAUUUUGUGGCCCCCUUCCCCUUGUCCAUUUGGGUCUGCCUACCCCUCCGCUGGCAGCAAGCCCAGGCACAGAAUCUCCUUUUGGCCUCAGAGGGGAGGCUGAAACCAUCAGCCAGUUUUGGCAGUCCUGUCCAAUCUGAGGCCCUUGCCCCUGAAUCUGUGCACCAUCAGAGGUCAAAGACUGAGCAUGAUUUGAAAAGUUUAUCAGGCUUUCCAGAAGUCAUGAAAAUUCUGAGAGAAGACAGUAGUGUUGUGGAUAACAAAGGGCCCCUGACAGAGCUGGAGGAUGCAGCAGAUAUUCACAUGCUGGUAUACUCCCCAUCCCAUAUCUGUGUAAGGCUUGACCACUACCAGUACUUGGCUCUGCUCCGCCUGAAGGAGGUGCUGCAGGGUCUUCAGGAGCAGCUGACUAAGGAUACAGAGGCCAUGACUGGGUCUCCCCAGCAAGACUGGACAGUUUGUAUUGGAGUCCUGUUUCCCAGUGCUGAAGUGGCUCUGCUUAUGCAUCCUGCUCCUGGGGCUGUUGAUACUGACUCUGCAGGUUCAGAUAGCACCAGUCUCAUAGGCUCAGAAUUGUCUCCUUCAGAUGAUCGGGAACCAAAGUCUGAUGCCUCCUCAGAUCAGGGCCCAGCAAGCCAAGAGAAGGUCCUAGAGGAUAGUAGCAUUGAAAAUCUGGAUGCAUCUCAGGGGAGGCCACAUAGCAAUGGAGAACCUCAUGACUCAGGUCCACUGGCCCACCACUUGGCAGGGAAGGGCCAUGAGGCUGUUGAGUCCCUACAGGCCAAAAGACUGAGCAGAACUCAAGCUUCCAGCUCACCAGCUAUGUUGAAGCCCCCAGCUGGCAAGGAUACUGCUGUGAAUGGACAGGGUGAGCUCAUCCCUUUGAAGAACGUUGAGGGAGAAUUGUCAAGUGCUAUUCACAUGACUAAGGGUGCCACUAAAGAGGCUUUACACGCCACUGUGGACUUCACCAAGGAAGCUGUGUCUUUGACUAAGGAUGCCUUCAGUCUGGGCAGAGAUAGAAUGACCUCCACCAUGCACAAGAUGUUGUCUUUGCCUCCAGCCAAGGAGUUCAUGGCCAAGACAGAUGAGGGUGUGGUAGCCCCAGUGAGUGGAAGCGCUGCUCGACUCCGAUUUUUCUCCAUGAAGAGGACAAUAUCUCAACAGUCAUUUGAUGGUGUCUCAUUGGAUAGUGGUGGUCCCGAGGACCGGAUUUCUGUGGACAGUGAUGGCAGUGACAGCUUUGUGAUGCUCCUGGAAUCUGAGCCUGGUUCUGAAUCUGUCCCACCAGGAUCUCUUCCAAAUGUCUUAGAUGAUGCUGUUGUUCCAGGGAGCCCUGUUGUGGAUAAUUAUGGCCAAAGGUCACCAGAGGCCAUCAGUUCUGUUUCACCCAGUGGAGAAGACUUUAUCUUUCACCCGGUCUCAGUUCUGGUACUGAAGGUGAAUGAGGUGUCUUUUGGGAUUGAGGUACGUGGUGACGACCUGUCUGUAGCCUUACAAGCAGAGGAACUGACCCUGCAGCAGCUGGGCACCGUGGGACACUGGCAGUUUCUGCACGGACAGAGCCCAGUUACAUGCUUUCAGGAAUCUUCAACAUUGAAGACUGGGCAGAACAGGCCAGCUGUGGGUCUUCGCUUUGAAGUGGGGCCUGGUGCUGCAGUUCAUUCCCCCCUGGCCACACAAAAUGGCUUCCUGCAUUUCUUGCUUCGAGGCUGCAACCUCGAGUUGCUCACUUCGGUGCUCAAUGGCCUGGGACCCUUCUUGGAGGAUGAGGAGAUCCCGGUGGUAGUCCCCAUGCAGAUUGAGCUCCUCAACUCCAGUAUCACCCUAAAGGAUGAUAUUCCCCCCAUCUACCCAACAUCUCCAGGCCCUAUCCCCAUCACUGUGGCCAUGGAACAUGUUGUACUGAAGCGGAGCGAUGAUGGCAUAUUCCACAUAGGCGCUGCUGCUCACAACAGGCCAUCGGCUGAAGUAUCUAAAAGUGAAAAGAGGCAGCCCCUCAAAGAACAGGUGAAAGAACUGCCUACCCUACAAAAAGAACUUAUAGAAACUAAAAAAGCAUUGGCUAGUGCCAACCAGGAUAAAGAAAAACUUCUUCAGGAAAUUAGGAAAUAUAACCCCCUCUUUGAGCUCUGAUAGCAGUGGCUCAGCCUGUGCCAAGGAGAGAGAUCACCAGCAAAAGCAUCACCUGGGACAAAAGGCACCAUCCAGUGAUGAAUAAGUCUGCUGUGGAUGCCAGAGGAACUAAGGAGUGCUCAAUUCAUUCAUGUGGUGUGCUUUCUAUUAGCCGUUCUGUCUUGGAUGGAGGACAGGGCAAAGCGUGACCACAUCCCAGGAAAUUAGGGCUUGCUUUGUGUUUGGUUUAAUCAUCAUGUCUUGCCUAUAUAAAGCCUUUUGGCCCUCUU
Molecule: messenger RNA, 4796 nt
Organism: Nycticebus coucang (slow loris)
Lineage: Eukaryota; Metazoa; Chordata; Mammalia; Primates; Lorisidae
Gene: BLTP3A
Product: bridge-like lipid transfer protein family member 3A
Exons: 21
Coding region: 244-4527 (1427 amino acids)
Molecular function (GO): histone deacetylase binding
Source: RefSeq, a predicted model, not a curated record